AAAAAAAAGUGCGUGAAACGAAAGACCGAAAAUUAUAAAACUACUUGUUAACAACGGUUUUUCCAAAAGGAAUUUGCAUUGAAUCAUCGCCGCCAUCAUGGGUGCUAUUUUAUCAAGGAAUAGAGAAAGCAGAGAUCAUUCCAGGAAUCUGCAUUUUAUGAAUGUAAUUCCAUGCCGGAACGUCUGCUGCAAAUGUAACAUUUCUUUUGAAACAAAGAUGAGUUUAGACCAGCACAUGCAAGAAAUCCAUGAUAAUGAUGCCGAAAUAUCUUACAUGUGUGAUUAUUGUAAUUCAAUCAGCAGGACUUGGUUCACGUUCCAACAACAUAUUUAUGUAUAUCAUAAGGACGUGGUAUUUUGUACUUAUUGCUAUAAAGCGUAUAGUGAUUAUUCAAGUUUAUUUCUGCACUGGAAAACGCAUGAACCGUUCGAGUGCGAGAUAUGUAACGAUACGUUUGGUAAUCCACAGAGUUUGAGGAGACACCGUGUUGCAUUACAUCGGAACACACUCCAACGAACGUUUUUCCGACGUUCUAGAACAUAA
Trachymyrmex cornetzi is the source of this 544-nucleotide messenger RNA. RefSeq names its product zinc finger protein 77-like. The transcript is spliced from 2 exons. Lineage: Eukaryota; Metazoa; Arthropoda; Insecta; Hymenoptera; Formicidae. The coding region runs from base 98 to 544 and encodes 148 amino acids. The record is from RefSeq and is a predicted model, not a curated record.